Odontomachus brunneus is the source of this 12401-nucleotide messenger RNA. It is a transcript of the gene FoxP, whose product is annotated as forkhead box protein P1. The coding region runs from base 8626 to 11247 and encodes 873 amino acids. Gene Ontology annotation, cellular component: nucleus. Lineage: Eukaryota; Metazoa; Arthropoda; Insecta; Hymenoptera; Formicidae. The transcript is spliced from 16 exons. Gene Ontology annotation, biological process: regulation of transcription by RNA polymerase II. The record is from RefSeq and is a predicted model, not a curated record. Gene Ontology annotation, molecular function: DNA-binding transcription factor activity, RNA polymerase II-specific; RNA polymerase II cis-regulatory region sequence-specific DNA binding.
GUCCCUCACCCUGCCGCCACCAACGUCCCUCCUGUGACACAGAGCUGGCAAGAUAUCGACUCUGACACCCACGCGACCCAUAAGCAACCGGGCUUCACCCCCGUCAUUCCCAUUUCGUCGGAGAUUCCCAUAGAUCCGGGAGAGGAACCGGACUUCCCGCUACAAGAGCACUCGAAUUUGUCAAUUUUUGUCAAUUAACCAGACAUCAGUAGAUGGACGCGUUGAAUAAUCGACAGUUCCGACGACGAUCAGCUUUGGAAUUUCUCCAAGACUCGCGAAAAAUGAAAGAACAUAUUUGAAUAAAGUUUCGUUAUGCAAGAAAGCUAUAAGUUGCGAAUGACAUACAUUUGCGGUACAUUAUAUAAUAAUAUAAUUGUUUCAACAUAUCUCUCAAAUGCAAUUAUAUGACAUAUUCUUAAUUGUAUAUAUAUAUUUAUUUAUUUAUAUAUUUAUACAUGCUUAUGUGUAAUUAAAAAAAAAUGUAUAAGUUUAAGAUGAACAUACAGCGGAUAUGGACUUAUACAGUUGCAUUUUAUUUCUUAUUUCACACAGGGUUACACAUAUCCACGUAUAAGUAUUAAUACAGAACAGCAGUGAGGGAAUAUCAAAUCACAUUAAAUAAAUUGAGUCGUGCGAGCACAUUUUAAUUGCACAUUUGAGAUGGAAACACUCGUUGAAGCCGGAAGCGCGCAACUGAUACAAUUAAUUACCAAAGCUCUUAAAUACAUACGCAUACACACGUAUCCCGCGUCGUCCAUCGUAGAUGCGAUCGCAACGUUCGUCGUACCGGUAACGUCAACAUUUACCACUGGUCGAAGGACCAGCGACGCAAUUAAUAAUUUCGUCCGUGCAUCCGCCACUGCGCUGUCUCCGGCCGCGGCGCAACAAUAUUUGCCGCUCUUGCAGCAACAUUUUUCCGCUUGCCGGCUUUUAUUUUCAUCGGCAGUCGUCAGAUCCUACCUUCAUAAUGGAACGAGUCGUAAAGUACACUCCUCCGCUCUCCGUUCAGCCCUUUACUUCACCCCACCGUCCACGCAUUCGCGUCCACGCGGGAUCGAAUUAUCCAUUUGAAUAUGUAUUGUUUGAACGGAGCAUCGAGAAACUAUUUCGGUCUGAAUGAUCCAGAAAUGGAAGACGAAGGCCGACAUGAGCCAUUAUGAAAACGGAAUUGUGGAUUUUACAGCUAAUAAUUCUUUUCCUUUUUUUAAUCGUGCUAGUCGUUUCUGCACAAAUGAUAGCAAAACGUGUCACAUACGUAGAAACGCGUAUAAGGUUCCACAUCGAAAAGUGGCGCUCGUGCAAAUCUAUGAUUGGACUAUUGGAAAUCUGGAUUAAACGCAGAUGAAAUAUUUAUCCGUAAAUCUAUCGUGAUAUAUAUGUGUGUGUAUACCGAGCCAUUACAGAAAUGUCUGAGACUAGCACGGAGAUCAGAGUUUGGCUGUACGCUCGGAUGGAUAGGUUGCUCUCAACUAAUGAAUACACAUGGUAUUAAUACUGCAAAUAAUAAGAAGCCGCGUUGGAAGAUGGAAGGCAAUAUAAUAAUUACAUCAGCAUAUCGGUAAACAAGAGCGUCAGCAACCCUCGCCCGUUGGCUCCGGCGGCUCGCAACCGAGCACACAGCAAACUGAAUAUUCGCCGCGAAAUCCUUCAUGGAAUUAUUUUCUUCGGCCUAAAAUGACGAUAGCAGACCGCACUACUAGUUCAACCAUGGGGUGGAAUUAAAUCUCUAUUCGAUAUUUAUAGCAGAUAUCGUAGCGAUGCAAAGCGAAACAUAAUGAAGAAACUCUCUGAUCAGGAGCAGAUUAUCUGUAGUCGUGACAAAAAGAAAAAGAAUCAGAUGACUCACUUCACUAAACAAAAACAAUCGUGCCAUGACGCUUCGCAGGAGCCACACACACACACGUAAGUCUCACGAUAGCGAGGGGUGGCACGACGCGGAGAGGAGCGCAGUAAGCCCCUAAUUUCUCGGGGUAAAAGUUGCCAGCCGUAAGCAUCUCCGCGGAGGGGUGACGAGGUUGAGCCGUAUCGGGGUGAGUUGAGAAAGGCGCGGUAGUCAAUCGACAAGCGACGAGAGGGAAGAGAGAGUUUAUAUUGGGAAAAAAAGGCGAGACUCGGGCAGCAACAGCAGCACCAGCCAGAGUGAAACGUUUAAACUUUUUAUGAGUUGCUGCGUCGUCGCUCGAGCGAAGAAAUUUCAAUUUUGUCGCCCACCCUCGUAUCUUCUCCGCGCCGCGAAGGAGCGGCCUUUCGACGGAUCCCUUUUUCCUUCUAUCCCCACGAGCGACACCAUCACUUGCCGAGAAUUUUGGCACAUCCGGCUGCGAUAUCCGCGCGGCUAAUUUGCCUCGACACCUCCUCCGGUCUCGAUUCCUAGCAUCUUCAGCCCCACAUCGACUUGCAUAUUCGUCUAAUGAGGUUCCGAGCCCUCCCCAAUUGAGAACGCGGAACUUCAGUCGGUUUGCCGAAUAAGAAAGAUAUAUUGUAUAAUUGAAGAUCGAAACGGAAUUAGAAGGAUACGCCGACAUUUUUCAUUAUUUCACCGCUUCCUGUGCCUUAGAAAAAGAGGAAAGAGUUUUUCUCUCCAGUUUUUCACUGGAGCAAGAAAAAAGACUAUUCUUUAUAUUUCGUUAAUAAAUUCAUCAGCUUCACAUUCUUAUUCGUUCUGGGGGCCAUCAAGAUUUCAACAGAUUACGUCGCGUCGAACGUUAAUUAUUCCAAAUAGACAUCUUAUAUUAGUCAGAGUUUAGCUAUUCUUACAUGACACUUUAUCGCACAUAUUAAAUUGCAUAAAUCUUAUUCCGAAAUGAAUAUCUGUAUCUGAAAUUAUCGUGCACGAUUGAUCUUAUCGAUUUUUCUUCCAUGUAAGGUAAGGUGGAUUCAUUUCUAAGACUACAGUGUAUAAUUCGAUGUAUCUACCUUUCUGUCGAUAGUCCUCGAAUAUUGAAUAAUCUUGCUCAUAUUUCUUGUCUUUUGUCCGAAAAAUUAUUCUAAGAAUAUUUGCUAUUUAUUAUUUUUUUAAAUUGCACAUUCGGCCUCCAUAAAUUGCCCGACGAGUCGACCGAAGGCGAUGCAAGUCUCGUAGUCCUCUCACCCUCGCCUCAUCCUCUCUACCGAGUCAUAAAAGUCUUGAUGAAGACGUCAAUGAAUAUUUAUCCUUUCGUUCCGUCGCAGCUUCAUCUUGCCUCAACCUCAUCGGUGGUCUGGCGACGUUCCUUUCUUUUAAGACGAGACAUUAAGCGAGCUCGAUUGGCGAAGUUUUAUCAGCAUUUAAUCCGACGUUCCGAUACUACGUCAGUCCAAGAUACAAUCACGUGUUCAUAGGAACAAGACAUUGCCGAACACAUUAAGAAUUGUGUUCUACAGUAAAUGAUGUAUGCGAACUCUUCUGGAAGCUUGUUUAGCUAAAUCUAAUUUGUAUGUUUGUGACGUAUUGCCAUCGAACUGCAGUCUAAAUCGAUAAAUAAUUAACGUUGGUAUGUAUUUAAAUAUAUGUGUAUACUUAAGAAAAGGAAAAAUUAAAAGUAUCAUUAAAAAAAGAGAGAGAGAAAAGAAUUUCUCUCUCGAGAAAUAUUGAUACUUCACACAAAAUGUGUGUCACAUUUCACUUCGAAUAAGUGAACAUCUCGAAUAUCAAGCAACACACCGACACGUUGUUGGCGAGUUUUAUUAAGACAUGACACUUGACGCUCGAAUUAGCAACAAGACCGUUCACAAAGGAGAGAGAAGACGGGUGGAGUGAAUGUUCAUGGGUUUGACCACUACGAGGUAAGCGUCGAGACGCUUCACGACGUAGAACGAGAAAAAGACGGAAGCGCCAAAAGGCAGCGGCCCAGACAAACGCGGAAAGGCAGUGUCAGCAUUGCGCAGAUCCUCCUCGUCGCUGCUACCGCCUACUGCCACCCUCCGUUUUAAUAUGUUGACGCUCCGUUGGGUCGGCGAGAGGGAGAAGACGGGGGGACAGAGCAGAGGAAAAAAAAGAGAAGCUAGAAAGGAAGAGAAGAGAAGAGAAAAGGUAAAAAGAAAAAUAUGCCUUGGACAGGAUCGCCGGUAAGGGGCGGUCGGAGGUGGAGGCUGCGGCCAGGGGGUGGCGGAGGGCACCCACAGGGUUGGGCAUCCCGGGAACGGCACAAACAGCAGCACCAGACGAAAAGAAAGUUUGCCGUGUAACAACAAAAGACGUUUGUUAUUGGCGCAGCAUUUGAAUUGUCUCUGUGUCGGCGGGCCUCCUUAUUGGCCGAGCGUCGGCGACGCGACUCCUGCGCUGGUGGGGGGUUGCAAAGGGUGGUAGCCACCCCCACGACUCACCACCCAACCCCCACCGACCCCGCUUCUUGCCCCCUCCAGCGGUACCCCUACUGUGUCCUCGAGAGAGAACGGCUAUACACGCGGCUAAGUGUACCGGCUAUCUGGACUACGAAGCUACCCCCAUACCGCUCCUACCCUUCUCGAUCGUCCUCCCCGGAUAGCGGCUGGGCCCUGGGAUGACCCUUUCCGAGACCUACCUUGCGUACGGGCCAACCUCGUAUCUGCUGGCAACGACGAGGGGGAAAUGCCUCGCAGAAUGCAGGCGUGACUCUUAUUUAAUUUUGCUGCUUGAGCUACCUGCCUGCAUCCGGCGCGAACGGCGUUUCGAAUUAUACCGGAGAAUGCGAGAGUGGUUUGGGGGAGCAAGGGAGCCUUUAAUAUCACCGGUGAUUAGCGCUGUAGGCGCGCACUUGUGACCCCUCGCUGAACGAAAAUCAUUGUGCUGCAUUCAAUCCGUAUUAACAUCAAUUUAAUAAGCUCGAACGUAGCGGGCAGAGUUGUCGCGUACUGCUGGCGGGUUAUCCCACGUAUUUCUUCUACGUAAGCAACACGCUGAAUUUUUCCUUCACGAUGCACUGGCACCCUGGGAAAGUCAUGAACGCGCUCUAUUAUCGUUACAUCGUGUAACACAAACGCAAUAAAAAAUCAUGACGCUUAUUAACAUAUUGAAGGUUUUCAACUCAUACAUUAAUUAUGAUACACCCAAGAGAUCGUAUGCAAAUGAUAAUGACGCGAAGUGCGUUCGAGCCACGGUCUUCCAGACAGCCCCACGCAGAGCUCAACAGGGCGUAGAUAUUCUCUUCUCGUAUCGAUCCGUCGCCACUCUUGUAUCCAACUUCGAUCACCGGUACGGCAUAUCUAGCUGCGCGAUUCAUGCGCACAAUCUUACUCGACACAGUUUUAUAUUCGUAUCUAUCGGUAACACGCUCUACGGCAUAUAUCAAUGGAUCGGUUUCGAAAUGCGUCGAUAGACGUGCACUGAUACCUACCUAGAUUAUUGUUAGCAACAUCUGCUCCUAACGAUUAUUCUUGGAAUUAUGCUGCAAAUUUAUGACGCGGGUCGAAGCCCCGUUUUACGAGACGCUUUCGUAUCAAAAACUUCGAUCUCGCCGUGUAACUUAUGACCUCCCCGUUUAACUUAUGAUGAUCGCUCGGCGCUGCUAUUAAUUAAUGUAAAACUGUUACCGAACGUUCCUCCACCUGUUUUCCAGCCGGUCGUUUUUCGGUACAAUCGAUCUGGUUGUUUACGACGUUCUGUAGAAUGUAAUUGAUCAACGCGCACAAUGAUUCAUAUCGCGUCUAUGUGUUAUAACGACAACGGCACACUACGUAUUUUUCAUAAUAAAGUCUUCUAAAGUAAAUUAAUACAGGGAGUAAAAGGCGCAAAUACUUCUCAUUAAUAUGCACGCAAAACGAAUUUAGUUAUCCUUUGAUCUUAAUUGAUACAGCAAUUGCGGAACUCGAACAAUUUAACGUAAUAUGUUAAUUAAACAUAUUAGAGAAACAUAAUAAAAAGAACAACUCUCCCGACUUUAAUUUAUAUCGAAUCAAUUUAAACGAGAUAAAGAGACGUACUUUAACGACUCAUUAUCUAGACAUUUUUUUCCAACCAGUUUAUUGCAGCAUAUUUAAGAUUAUAAUCAAUUGCUAUGCAACUAUUGCAAUUCUGUACAACCAAAUAAUGAUAUUUUCAUGUUUGAUGAUUCACCUUUUGAACUCUUGACCGCACGAGACGAAAUUUGGUUAAUCAAAUGGCUUAAUCUGUUCCUGGUAUCUGUAUUGAGUGCCAUUGAAUGACAUAAAUCAGUAUUUGUUGCCUAUGGCCAAUGAGUAAUCAUUGACAGAUAAUAUCAGACGUGUCCACUUGAUAUAAUCGAAUUAAGCUCGAAUUUGGUUGCGUUAUCAUGAAGCACUACUACUAUGAUUAAUCGAUGAAAAUCGUAAUUUUAGAUACCGCAUUCGAUCUCACCGUUAAGAGUUUAUAUUUGCUGGUUAGACAUGCUGCGAUAUUAAUUAUAGCGUCACACUGGUCGAUAGCAGAAAUAAAUUCCACGAUAGAUAUGACAUAUUCGAUAAAAAUUUGCAUAAAAGUAAAUCGAGGUUUAUCGAGGCAAAAGUAGAAACGUACGCUGUCAUUUCGCUUGUAUUCGGAAGAUCUAUUUUUAUAACAGAAAAAAUAAAUAAAGAAUAAAAAAGAAACGAGAAAGGAAACACAUAUCAUAUUUUAUGUGCAAAAUCUAAAAAUAAUUGUUAACUUCAUUUACUUUAUUAAAUUUCCUAACGAAAAUUUUCCUUUGAAAGAAAUUUAAAAACAAAAAAAUUAUUUGAAACACGUUUGUUUGGACGAGCAAGCAAUGAAGGUAUAUUCAAGAAAAGAAUAGAUAUCCAUAAUACUCAAGUGCACAUAAAUCUAGAUCGAUGCAAGAUCGAAACGCGGACAUGCAACCAGAUGUCUUCUUAAGGGAAAUAUCGUAGGACUAGAUCAAUCCGAUUUAUUUGAAUGUAACGCUUGGCGCGUAGCUCCUUGUACUCGGAUGCGAGUCUAACUCGAUCCUUCCUUGAAAGAUGCCGCCGGCAGGGAGUCAGGCGACAAAGUGUACGCGUGCACGACCGCUCAUCCUCUCCAUCGGCGCUCGCCUACCUGCAUCGCUGGGAGAGUGCGUCUACAGCCACCCCAGGCUGCUGGCCCUCGUAUCCCUCUCGAGAGAGGCGUGCGCCGCCUCCGAUCCCCACCACGUCAUCCACCCCUAUAUCGUCUCCCGCGCUCUCCCUCUCUGUUGCUGCCGCCGUCACAUAAAAGCACUGGAUGCGGGGUGAGAUGCCCUAAAAGCUUGCACCACGCGCGAGAUGGUGUGAGAGAGAGAGAGAGAGAGAGAGAGAGAAGAGUGGAGAGGGUGAAAGGGAGAGAGAAAGAGAGAGAUGAGUCGGGAAGCGUGGAAAAAGAGCAGGUGCAGGACAGAGAGAGAGACGCGGGGACACAAAACGAAGAGAAGCAGCGCCGCGAGACAACUAACGGCGCACGAAGCAGCGACGAUCGCUGGAGAAGGUGAGAGAGAAAGAGAGAAAGAGAGCUUACAACUUGCCUCGGGUACUAUUGGAGGGGGGAAAUACCCCCCGCGCGUCCCCUACGGCCUCCCCUACUUUCCUUAUCUCCCUACCUUCUCGCCCCGGCACCGUCACCUCCCUCCCUCGGUUUCUCUCGCUUACGCUCUUUCUCUCGCUCCCCGUGUGUAUGGUUAAAUAUUGCAUUAUUGUUUUAACGGCAGGGAGGAAAACAGCGCAGCCGGUGGUGCCCGCCCGCAGAGUUGCGCGCAUCCGCGCCGCGUGUACACUCCUGUCGCGUCCUCGGCCGGAGUGUCGCGAGGUAUCGCGGUAAUCGCGUCGGGUUGCCAGUCAGCUUCGUUGCCGUAGAGGUUAUCGUCGUCCGUGGACGCGCGUUGAAGCUCGCCAGUCGUCCACCCCCUAUUUCCACCCUCUGUGACACGGCGAGAUAUCGCGCCGUGGCAUCUCCUCUCCGUUCUUCUCGUACGCGGCAACGUCCAACGAUCCGAUCGGCGUUCCACGACACGUCCCGCGUGUCUUCUCCCUUCCUCCGCUUUGCAUCCCCGCCAGCCGUAUCGCGACGUCCACCCCUAUACCGCCGAGAAUGACUACGGAGCCACGUCGCGACCCAGUUGUGUUUCGCGUGCUCUCGCGCGUCCGCUGUUUGGUGGAUGAGCCUCCGCUUGGAACGGGGUGCAGCAGCAGCAACGACGGCAGCAGCAGCAGCAGCAGCAGCAGCAGCAGCGACAGCACCAGCAGCCGCUAGAGAUUCACGCGCACCCUCCACCCCCGCAACGUACAAAUCCACCCACCCCGCGGUCGCAACCACCGCCUUAUCCCGCGCUUUCUCCGCCAGCCAGCCGACGUAGCUGCGCAAGGCCAUUCUCGGGGGUGCCACCCCCGGCUCCUUCCCCUCCCGCUCCUCUACCUCUCUCCCCUUGUACACCAAUCCCCUCCUUCUCUCUUUUUCCUGUGUAUAUGCACCAUCUCUCUUAUUCCAUCCCUCUCUUUCUCUCUCUCUUUCUCACGACUUCUCUUUCUCUCUCUCUCUCUCUCUCUUUCUCUCUUUCUCUCACACUUUUUCUCUGUCACCGCACACCCCGCAUUUGCCACCCCUACACGCUGUACCCGGCAUCUCAACAACAAGUACUCGCUACCCGGUAGCAUCCGACACAACACAGCAAGUCGCCCUACCACCGCCUUCGAGGCCACCCUCGGAGGCCUGCCUGGGGUGCCUCGCAGCAUCGUGGCAAACACAGUAUCGUCUACUGAGCGUGGAUGUCUCGAGACAACCGGGAGAUAUACCGCGGAACACUACCGGCGCCUUCUGACACCUUUGGGGCUACUUCGCUGUUUGCAGCCCUGAAACAGCAGCAACAGCAAUCGCGCGACAGUGUCUUCUCGUCGCGGGAUCGCGAGUGUCGCGACAGGGACCGCCUGCAAGCGACGCGCAAUCGCGACUCCGGCAGAAGCAACAUAACAGAGACCGGCAGUGGCAGUGGUGUUGCUGAUCAACAACAGCAACAGCAGCAGCAGCAGCAGCAGCAGGAGCUCAGCAUCGAGUACCAAAGCAAUGGGAAGCUCAGUCCCGCUGGACACGCAGUGACAGCAGCACCCAUGACCCAGCAAAAGCAGCCAAUCAUUACACAACAGUCGCAACAGCCCAGCUCGGGGGCACCAGGGCCCCAGCCUAGUCCACAUCAGAGUCCGCAAGCCCCACAGAGGGGUUCACCGCCAAAUCCUUCCCAGGGCCCGCCACCCGGAGGCCCGCCAGGGGCUCCUCCGUCGCAGACUCCCUCGCAGAUGAUGCUCAGCUCGGCAAGCGGCCUCCAUCAGAUGCAACAGCUGCUGCAACAACACAUACUCAGUCCCACGCAAUUACAGUCUUUCAUGCAGCAACACACGUUGUAUCUGCAGCAACAGCAGCAGCAUCAUCAGGAUUCAUCCUCCGAUCAUGCAUCUAACCAGGAACGAUUCGGCUACUUCUCCUCUUUAAAGAACCACCAGCAUCAGCUCGCGGAACUCAACAAAAAACAACUGGAGCAGGCAAUGCAGCAAUUGCAGGAACAGUUACAGCUGAAUAUAUUUCAGCAGACGCAUCUGCUGCAAACGGCAGACAAGAAGAAGGCAUCGGCACCUCUCCAGCAGUUAGCGAUUCAGCAACAGCAACUGAUACAGCAGUUGCAGAUUACACAGAGGCAGUAUCUAUUGCAACAAGGGCUGGGCCUUCAAGGCCACAAUCCUUCUUCAGCAGGUUUGCCACCAGGUGAUAACCUACCAACGUGGAAGUCAGAGCCGUCGGACACUCAGGAGUCCCACCAGAACUCCAAUGUGCCCAAGUCCAAUUCGGGAUUGAAUGGCCUUCUGAAUUCGAUAGCUUCGAGUCGGCGAUCCGAGGUGAACGGCACUACGCCACUGGACGAGAAGCCACUGGACGCCUCCUGCAACGACAAGGUCCACCCCCUCUAUGGCCAUGGGGUUUGCAAGUGGCCAGGCUGUGAAGUAAUUUGUGAAGACUAUCAAGCAUUCCUUAAACACUUAAAUACAGAGCACACGUUGGAUGACCGAUCGACAGCGCAAGCCAGAGUUCAAAUGCAAGUGGUGUCGCAGCUGGAAAUCCAGUUGCAGAAGGAACGAGACCGGCUAGGCGCUAUGAUGCAUCAUCUGCACAUGGCGAAACAAAUGGCUUCGCCGGAACCACCAAAGUCAUCUGAGUCAUCGACGGGCUCGAGUUUACCAAAGCUAAAUUUUUCUACCGCGCUGAUGAGUCAGCCACCACCUAACUUCGGAGUCUCUCAAGUGUCGCCGGUAUCCAUGUCCGCGCUGGUAUCUGCGGUGAGGUCGCCCGGAGGCGGCCAGCUACCCCCGUCGGCCGGUGGUGCACCGAUGCCACCACUUCCGACCAUACCGAACAUGUCCGGUUUACCGCCGAUGCCCAAUAUGCCCGGCAGCAUGCCAAGCAUGGCAGGUCCAAUCAGACGACGCAUCAGCGACAAGUCAGCUCUUUCCUUGGCAGGAGGACUGUAUGACGAGGGCACUGUAAGGCGCAGAGUAGCCGUCGAUAGAUCUGGAAUAGAUAUUAACGAAGAAAUUCAACGAAAUAGGGAAUUCUACAAGAAUGCAGAUGUCAGACCACCGUUCACGUAUGCAUCCUUAAUUCGGCAGUCCAUCAUCGAAUCUCCUGAGAAGCAGCUAACACUCAAUGAAAUUUACAACUGGUUCCAAAACACAUUUUGCUACUUCCGGCGCAACGCAGCAACGUGGAAGGAAGAAUCGCGGAACGUAGGUCGCGGCACAUUCUGCUACUUCCGGCGCAACACAGCAACGUGGAAGAACGCAGUGCGACACAACCUGUCUCUCCACAAAUGUUUCAUGCGAGUCGAAAACGUGAAAGGGGCCGUAUGGACGGUGGACGAAGUGGAGUUUUACAAGAGACGCCCACAGCGCGCUUGCAGCACGACCGGGGGUGUCCCGUCGAAGAGUCCAACGCUAACGCACAGUCCCACUAUGUAUGGUGACGCGUUGAAUGCCAAUCUGCAGUAUUUCCAGGCACUCGGGGAGUCUAACAUGGGAUUUUUGAACAAUCCGAUGUGCACGUCGACAGCGACGAGUCCCGAUAAGGAGCAUGUAUUACCUCAUAAUGACUUAAUGUCGCCGCUGGAUGAACCGGCCGUGCACAUAAAGCAGGAGAGCCAGAGUCCGGAAGGAGGGAAGCACGCGAGAUUAAUAAAGCGCGAGAUGCCGGACGGUCCCAUGGAGCAGGAGACGGAGGAGGAUCAAGCGGACGAGAGGGAAUACUCAGAGAGCCACGGCCAUGACUCCGGUCAGGACGAGGACAUUGCGGAGGACCUGUCGAUGGCGCCCGAUAUAAUGAUCCCGGAGGAUCAGGUCGAGGCGUAGUACCACUCUGCGGCGACCAGUCAGUAAAAGCGAAGAUGUAUACAAGGUGAACCGUUUGCUCGGUCACGCGAAGAGAGGAGUCCUCUACUACGUAGGCCAGGUAGAGCAAAAUACGAGGAAGCUGAGAGGAAGAAGCGGGAGUCGAGCAGCGAAAGCUAGACAGUCGAAGAGGACGACGAAGGCCCUCAGGACCACCCACCCCCUCCACUCCUCCUUCGUACGAAACCCCCCUCAACACAUCAUAUCUGUGCCGCGACGCGCCAAUGGCGGCUUUAAGGUAACGAACAGAAGCAACCGAAUAAGUGAAAGAAAUGAAAAGAAAAGAGGACACUGCGUCGGUGAGCGAUAAGCGAAUCACCGGACAAGCGUCGACGUCCGCGACGCCGGUAGCGUCGGCGUCCCGGCAAUAUUCGGGAACGAUCCUUCGAUCCAUAUCCUUACUCAAGCAAUUGCGAACAACGAUGUAUUUUAUUUUCCUCUCGAUCUUUCCGUUCCGGAGCCGCGGCUAUAUCUAUAGACAUAUACAUAAAUAUAUACAUAUACAUAUAUCUCUCUCUCUUGUGUACAUUACAUUAGAAAUUAAUGUGACGACGGUGGGGCAUCGCACGCGGCGCGCUAUGCGGUCAGCGCGCCCUUUCGGGCGCCCCCGAAAACGGGAAAAGAAGCCUUCACUGGAGGAACCGAUGCGGCUUCGUGAUCAUAUAUAUUCCACGGUGACAUAUGUGCUUAUACGGAUAAAAGAUCUGCCAAUAGGGCGUUCGAAGCUUUUAAACCUUUCUCAUGUUACGUUACGUCUAACAGCAUACAACUCUGCUACGAUUGCAAACGUUACGACAAGGUAAAAAUACCGAUCGCCGGAUAUGUCUCCGUAUUCGGACGGGAAUUUAUUAAUUUCAUAUUUUUCAAUUACCAUUUUGAUAUUAACUCUUUCAGCUGGUCAUUUUGUAUUAGUUCACAUAAAAUAGUACAAUAUAAACAAAAUUAUAUUAGCCCGUAAGAUGAAAGUAUCAAUUUCUGGAUAUGUAUCUAUAUAUAAUCCUGGACGUUCUUAUUGUUUUGAUCUUUAAAUACGAAAACUUUCAAUAUAGAAUAUACCUAUAUAUUCAAUGUAUAUUUAUAUAUUAUAAGUACGAAAACUUUCAAUAUAGAAUAUA